This is a messenger RNA of Nyctereutes procyonoides (raccoon dog), 1015 nucleotides long. Its product is annotated as keratin-associated protein 10-10. NCBI's taxonomy places the organism in Eukaryota, Metazoa, Chordata, Mammalia, Carnivora, Canidae. The coding region runs from base 107 to 526 and encodes 139 amino acids. The record is from RefSeq and is a predicted model, not a curated record. The transcript is spliced from 6 exons.
GGCGGUGCGGCCGCCGCGGUCCAUUGGACGAGCGCGGCGCGGAAUCCGCGAACUGGCCGUGGCCAGGAGAGAGCAGCUCCUGGACUGACUGGCCCUGUCCUGACCCAUGGACGCCUCCUCUAGCCCAUGGAAUCCAACCCCGGCUUCCGUCAGCAGUCCUUCCUUGCUGCUCCCCAUCCCUGCCAUCGUGUUCAUCGCUGUGGGCAUCUAUUUGUUGCUGCUCGGCGUAGUGCUGCUGAUUAGGCACUGCCUGCUGGCCCAGGGCUGCUGCACAGACUGCAGCUCCCCCUGCAGGAAGCAAGGCGCCUCCAGGCCUCAGGACUGUUGCUGGACCUGUGCAGAAGCCUGCGAUUUCCCUCUGCCUAGCCCAGCCCACUGCCUGGAUGCCUGCUGCCCCCAGCCCACCGAAGCUGGCUGGGCCCCUCGCUGCCCUCGCUGCUGCCCACUCUGUGACUGUGCUUGUGCGUGCCAACUUCCUGACUGCCAGAGCCUCAACUGUCUCUGCUUCGAGAUCAAGCUCCGAUGAAGAUCCAGAGUCCUUGCCCCUUGGAGAGUGGCCAGCCCCCGGGGCCCCCAAGCCCCCAUCCCUGAUGAGCCUCCAGGCACUUUUCUCCAGGCCACUGGAACCACAGAUGGCCUGUUCAGCUCCUGCCCCUGGGAACCAGCAGUGGAGAGCCUGGCCCCUCUGCAGAGCAGGACUCAGGGAGCCCUUGGCCAGUUGGACCGAAGCCCCUUUGGAGGGCCAGGAGAGAGAGGGGCUAGUGCUCUGACACGAGCCUCUGCCUGCCUCUCCCGUCCCCACAUAAACUAUUAUAAUUGAACGUGAGGGUGGGAGACACUGCUCACCACUGACCACCUUAUGGGACAAACUUCAGCCCUGAAUUUCGGGAUAUAGGGUACCCCAGCCACACCUUAUCCAUGGACUCUUGGUUGUUUUGAGAUCCCUGUGCAAAGAUUGAUUUCUUUUGCCACCUUCUGAGGGCUGGAUUUCCAAGGAAAUUCUUCUGAAGUACGG